Messenger RNA from Peniophora sp. CBMAI 1063, 801 nucleotides. The record is from the annotation of a GenBank genome assembly. NCBI's taxonomy places the organism in Eukaryota, Fungi, Basidiomycota, Agaricomycetes, Russulales, Peniophoraceae.
AUGUCAGAGAACCAGGCCGUCGCGCACUUAUACGCGCCUGUGAGGGCGAUCCUUGCCGCACCUGACGUUGAUUUGUCAAGUAUCAGCGCAAAGCGCGUGCGGAGACAAUUGGUCGAUGAUGGGCACGCUGAUGCGGCUUUGGUGAAAGCUCAGAAAGCGGCAUUGGACGCGUUAAUUGGGGAGGUAUUCUCUGAAGUCAGUUCGGGGAAUACAGGUACAGCGGGAGGGGACGGGGGAGAGUCAGAAGCAAAUGGGGAGGACGGCUAUGGUGAAGAAGGAACGCAGGAUGGCGCUGAUACUGAUGGCGUUGAUGGAGAGGAUGCAGGCGAGGAAGAGGAGGAGAGGGUGGUGAAGAAAGAGAGGAAGCCAGCAGGGAAGAAACGGAAAGCCGUGGACGACGACGAAGCCGUUGCGAGAGCGCUGCACGCGCAGAUCAACGGAGGGAGGCCAUCGCGCGCCGCGGCGCCUCCGGCGAAGAAGCGCGCGAAGAAAGUGAAGAGCGCGGACACAGUUGAUGGGGAGGACGCGCCCAAGAAAAAGCGUGGCGGAGGAGGCUUCCAGAAGCCAUAUCAACUAUCAGAGCCAUUAGCAGCAGUAGUGGGCACCGACUCAGCCCCACGGCCAACAGUGGUGAAGCUGCUCUGGGAACACAUCAAGGGCCACGAACUGCAGAACCCGAACGACAAGCGUGAGAUCAUGUGCGACGACGCGCUACGUGCUAUAUUUGGCAAGGACAAAGUCACUAUGUUCAGUAUGAACAAGGAGCUCUCAGCGCAUCUGAGUCCCAUGGCUCAGGAGUAG